AAUCCGUUGCAUCUAUCCGAGGACGGGGAGGGGCGUGACCGCUUGCGGCAGGCUCCCCUGACCUAAUAGCCCACGAGCGAUCAUCAUCAGAGCAGCUCGCGAAACAAGAAUUUAACCGGUUAGCACGUGACUCCACUCACGUUACAGCUGUUUAAAAUCCUGCUGACUGGACAGACGCCUCUUGUCUUUCCCGGCGCGGUUCUGGACUCGGCAAGGCGACACCGGCCGGCUUGUGGACCGUCCUUUUACGCUACUGCGGAGUGAAGCUCGUGACGUCAGCAGUAGUGGAGCUGUUCCUCGGGAGGAGGGAUGGGGAGAUAUCUUUGAGGUGAAAAAUGCUUUGAGGACUGGAGGUGGAACGCGUGCGGGGGGAGUGAUCAAACGCAGCUCCGGACCUUGACCAGUCGCGGUGAGCGUCAGUCCGAACGCGGCGGCGGCGUGCGCGAGAACGAGGAGGCCGGAUUUACUGACGCGUGUUUGGGCUGCGCCGAGGCGGCGAUGGUCGCCGGGUGCGUGAAGGUCGCCGUUCGUUCGCCGUCCCGGGUCACCCCUACCGCCCCCCGCCCGUCAGGUUUGGAGAUGAGAGGGGCCGGCCGGCGCGCGGGCAGCGGGCGGCGCAGAGUGGCGUGAUCGGCACCGCGGCCGGGAAUGGCGUCCCUGGACCGGCCGUACCGCUGCCCCCGCUGCGGGGAGCGGAAGCGCUUCCACAGCCUGUCCUCCUUGCGCGCGCACCUGGAGCACUGCCACUCCUACGAGACGCUGUACGUGCUGUCCAAACCUGCCACCGCAGGCGACCGCGCCCUCGUCCCCCUGCUGAGCUCCGCCCCCCUCCCCCUGAUCGGCCCCGCCCCCCUCCCCCUGAUCAGCUCCGCCCCCCUCCCCCUGAUCAGCUCCGCCCCCCUCCCCCUGAUCGGCCCCGCCCCCCUCCCCCUGCAGGACGUCCUGGAGCGCGCCGCCCUCGCCGCCAGGGGGCGCCAUGUGCCCUGUGAGCUGCAGGGCGCCCGCGAACUGGGCCUGGGCCUGGGGGGCGCCGGCUGCCCCCCCCUCACUCGCCUGGAGUUCCCCCUCGCCGACAUCUUUGCGAAGAAUGACGACGCCACGGCAAUCACCACCGCCGCCGCCUCGCCCAGCACCGCCGUCGCCGUGGCGACGGGCGCGGCCUACGAGGAGGGGCUGGCUCGCCUGCGGGCGCGGGCCUGGGAGGAGCGGCUGGAGGAGCGGCUGGAGCGGCUCUCGGAGGAGGUGGAGCGGAGGAUCGCGGCGCGGGUGGGCCGCCUGCAGGCCGAGCUGGAGGAGAGGAGCGUCGAGCUGGAGGAGGCGCGGCGGGAGGGCCUGCGCCUCGGCCAGGAGAAGCUCGAGCUGGAGGUGAAGGCCUCGGAGCUCUCGCGCCAGGUGGACGUCUCCGUGGAGAUGCUGGCCGCCCUCAAACAGGACCUGGAAACCAAGGAGCAGGAGCUGACCAACAGGCAGCAGGAGGUGUCUCAGAUAGACCAGUUCCUGCAGGAGACGGCGGCGCGGGAGGCUAACGCUAAGCUGCGGCUGCAGCAGUUCAUCGAGGAGCUGCUGGACCGGGCCGACCGGGCGGAGAAGCAGCUCCAGACCAUCAGCAGCUGCGGGACCACGCCCAACGGCAGCCUGGGUCACUGCAGCGGCUCCGGGUCCGUGGGCACCAGCGACCCGAGAAACUCCAGUGGUUCGGGGGGAUCCAGAGGAGUGUACCGUGUGUCAGAUCGAAGGUCGUCGCCUAACAGUGGGGUGUUUAGCCGGAUGCAGUCCCAGGGCUCCGGGGCGUACGACAGCGACGGGGCGGACGUGUUCCCGCUGGAGGAGCGUGCGGAGGCGCAGUACUACCGCGUGCAGUGCACUCUGGGAGAGUGCGGCUACGAGCGGGCCGCCAUCACGCGCAGCUGGGGCCUCCGCAAGCAGGCCAUCCAGAACCGGCAGCGCCGCCCCCGACGGAUCAGCGCCGAGGGGGGCGGCGAGGAGGAGGGGGGGGGCGAGGAGGAGGAGGGGGGCGAGGAGGAGGGGGGCGAGUCCGACCCGGGCUCCCGCACCGCCGAGUCCGAGGUGGACGUUUGGGACCCGGACCCGCGGGCCCCCCCGGACACCCCCCCGCACUCGCCCUCCUGCAGGGCGGGGCCUCGCCAGGGCUCAGGAGACCUGUGGAGCCCUGAUACGUGCAAUGGCAGCAGAGCGUGCGGGUUCGCGUCCGCUGCUCCACCGGUGACGUGUCCUCUGCUGCCCUCUGCAGGCCCCUACAAGCCCUGCAGGCGUGAGCGGGGCAGCCCCGCCCGGUGGAACGCGGUGAUCAGCCCGGAGGUACUGAAGACGCGGGCCGCCCUCUUCUGCGUCUUCACCUACCUGGACGCGCGGGCGCUGCUGCGCGCGGCGGAGGUGUGCCGGGACUGGAGGUUCGUGGCGCGCCACCCCGCCGUCUGGACCCGCGUGCUGCUGGAGAACGGGCGCGUCUCCUCCAAGUUCUUAAUCACGCUGUCUCAGUGGUGCACACAGACCCACUCGCUCAUCCUGCAGAACCUCAAACCCCGGCAGAGGGGGAAGAAGGAGUCCAAGGAGGAGUACCUGAAGAGCACUCGUGGGUGUCUGGAGGAGGGCUUGGAGGCCAUUUUGAAGGCCACAGAUGGGAAUCUGCUCAUCCUGAAGGUGUCGCACUGUCCCAACAUCCUGACUGACCGCUCGCUGUGGCUGGCUAGCUGCUACUGCCGAACCCUGCAGGCCGUCACGUACCGGAGCGCCACAGACCCUGUUGGACAGGAAGUGAUCUGGGCUCUGGGAGCUGGCUGCAGAGACAUCAUCUCUCUGCAGGUGGCGCCACUGCACCCAUGCCAGCAGCCAACCCGCUUCAGUAACCGCUGCCUGCAGACGAUUGGCCGGUGCUGGCCACACCUCCGCGCGCUGGGAGUGGGCGGGCCCGGCUGCGGGAUCCAGGGCCUGACGUCGCUGGCGAGGAACUGCAUGCGCUUGCAGGUGCUGGAGCUGGACCACGUGGGCGAGGUCAACCAGGAGCUGGCAGCAGAGGUCUGCAGGGAGGGACUGAAGGGCCUAGAGAUGCUGGUGCUCACCUCCACCCCUGUGACUCCCAAAGCCCUGCUACACUUCAACAGUGUGUGCCGUAACCUCAAGUCCAUCGUGGUGCAGAUCGGGAUCGCGGAUUACUUUGAGGAUCCUAACAGUCCCGAGGCCGGGAAGCUGUUUGAGGAGAUGCUGGAGAAACUGCAGGCCUUAAAGAAGAGACCGGGCUUCUCGAAAAUCCUGCACGUGAAGGCAGAAGGUGUUUGCUAAUGCCCCCCCCCCCCCCCCCACCACCCCCCCUCGCCAUGGGGUGACCAGAGAAAAGAACCAGGUUUGCCUGACUGUCACAAUCUGAACAAGCCCAUUUUCCCACUUCCAACUGAAUCCAUAGCAGUAUCUGAGGAGGACUACAGACCAGAGGGGAACAGGGAAGUAGAAACAGCUGCUCUUUCGUUCACAUAAGCCAUGCAAAUUCCUCCUCAAAUCUUUUCCUGGAUACGUUUUUUUUUUUUCUUUCCCCCACGAUGCUUAGCAGCAGCGCUAUCGGUGGACCUCGGCCAGUGUGGACCGUAAGCUACAGUGGCCUGAGCCAGGGUUCGAGGGGUCGGGUCCUGAAGCAGAUGUGUGAUGAUUUUAAUGUGGGUUUCGCCUGUCAUGAGUCCAAAGCCGGUCCUGCUAAAACCAGACUUUUCUUUCACUGGCAUCCGCUGAGUCCACAGUAAGAGCUGCACUGUGUCGCUUGUGUCUUACAAAACAGAGAGCAACCAAACACUGAGUGACUGCUCUUUCUCUCCAGCAGAGAGGAAACGGAGAAAAGGAAUUCGGUGAUUUUUAACGAGGGGAAUAGUCGUAAAGCACAAUUUAGAAACGUGUGUUGAAACAGGGAAGAUCAGAGGGCUCAUUAAUAUCUGGGCAAAAAUAUUUCUGGGUCAUUUGUGAAUACAAUAAAGUAUUAAAACAGCACCAUCAGCCAGGAAUUCACAUGUUUCAAUUUCCUGGACCUGUAAUACAAUUUACAGUGCAUUAAGAGGCAUACAUUUUUCUGUAUCAAUGGACCUGCAGUAUAAAUUCCAGGAGUAUAGCCAGUAUAGUGUACAAACAAAUAUACAGGUCAGGGUGCCUGUCUACUCCUAGCUUGGUUUAAUAGCAUGUGCUACAACAUCUCUGGAUGGAGCCAUAAACCUUUUUUUAACCUUUUUUCCACAGGACAGGGAUAUUGAACCGUUUAUGUUUGAAGUUGAAAGCAAUCUGAUUGGGUCUUACUAUGGACAUUCCUGUAUUCUUCCGGUCCACUAUUUACAUGCAAGAGCAGAUGCUGUGCCAUAGGCUUAGAUGAGCUGAACUGUGGAAAAUGUGUCAAACAAUUUUUUUUGGUCUGAUCAUGUGACUUCUUGUUCAGGGGUGCUGCGCCAUUUCUUGACGCUGUUCACCGAUUCAGUUCUGAAACUGGUGGCCGCCAUCUUUGAAGCGUACAAUGGGAAGCCACAUAUCAUACAAGCUGGCUUCACUGCAUCUCUCUGCUAUUCUUCUACAUAUCUGUUCUUCAGUACUGUAUCUGUAAAUCAGUCAAACAUCGGUGCUCCUUUUGAGCUAAUUUUGCAAGCUCAUAUAUAGUAUAAACACAGGUCAGCCUUCAUUACACCUCAUGUCCACUCAAAGUGCUUUAUGUGCUGUGCAGAAGUACCAGUAGAGGGCGCUUCAGAUGACAGUGCAGAUCUAGUACUCUUCCAGGCCGCGUUGUAAACAAGCUGACAAUAAAAUAUAAUAAAAUAAAGAGAUGCAACCGUUCACACAUUCUGAGUGUCGCGCUCAGAGUUUGUGUGGAUAACCGCGUGGUCCUUACUAAGGUGAUGUGCAGUUAUGAUGGAUCACUCUUCUAGGGAUGCGCAAUAAUAUCGGGCUCAGAUCGUUAUCACCCAAGAACAGCAUGAGAUUCCGGCCGACAUGAUUGGCUGAUAUCCGCAUGCAUGUGCCAGAGAGGCGAUGCAUUUGAUGCAUUUUGAGUGAAAAUGUCGUGCUGAUAAAGGAGCAUAGUCAUGGUUACCUGAACCUCUAUAAUUUAUUUUUUAUUUUUACUGUGUGAUUUUUUUAUACUUGCCAAACUCGGGAGCAAAACUAUCCAUUUUAUGAAUGAAGGUUGUUGCAUUUUUUUUUUUUUGCAUCUCUGUGCUCAUCACGUUUCUACUUGUUCCAAGCUGUUUUAAUUUGUUCGAUAAUGUAAAACACGGAAGUCUUCAUCAGCCGGUACCAAUGAACUGUAUACAGUUCAGUCACCGGUACGGCCAGUUAUUGGUCUCUGAUAUCGGCCCCGGAAUUUCCAUACCGUGCACAGCUACAAGUUUCCAUAGCAGCAGAAGGGUUUGGUAAACGAACGCAUUACUGUGCAAUUGGCCAAGUGCAUUAUGGGGUGUGUAGUUCCUUACUCUCCAGUGAUACUGAAUACAUGAUGAGAUAUAGCUGUGGCUAUCUAAAAAGCGUAGAAGAGUCAGACACAGGGCCUGUUAAGGUAAUUAUUCAACAUGAUUUUGCAUGUGUCUGACGUUUUGAGACAAUCUGUCUUUUAAGACAUAAAACAGCUGUACAUAUGCUUAUUUCUAAGAUAAAAAAAACACCUCUAUUCAGUGUUGCCAUUUAAAAAAUGAAAAUCUCGGCCCUGGGAUUACUCCUAUUCCUGAGUUUGCCAGUGCAUUCCUAAGACUAGUGUGGAGCAUAUUUUAAAAUGGUAGUGUUAAAUUUGCUGUCAAGUGUAUUUUAAAUAUAUCCAAUAUAAAAUGAAACAAAAUCAUAAAAAAGAUAAAAGCUAUUUAACAGCAAAUUAUAAGGAUUAUUUGAAAUAUUUAUUUCUACAAGAGAUGUCUAUAUUGUUGGCAUGUUUCUAUGUUGGUAAGACAUUCAUCAUCGUGUUGCCCUAUAGCUGUACCGUAGUUCAAAUAAAUCUGUUUAGAGAUAAAUUGCUUUCAGAGGUGGUUUUGAAAUGUAAUAUUCUUAAUCUUUGGUUUUUGCACUUAAUGGAGAACAGUGAGUAUGUCUGGGUUUGUUUUCCAGAUUCUUCAGUGUUUUUGUUUCCAUGUGAGGCAUUUGAGAGCAACUUUUUUGGGCUUCUGCAGAUGUGCGCUUGUGGAUUCCGUGAAAUAUUGAAUAAACCCGACAUUAUUUGGUUUAUUCUGUCCCGAGUCCUUUGUUCCAAUGAUACUGGUAGCUUUGCCGAGCGAUUAUCACAUGAUGAACAGCUCCCCUUCGCUUAUAGGAGAGCCGAGACUAGCCGUGGCAGCUGUCAUUUAGAUCAUAUCCCCUGCUUGUCCUGGGAAAUAAAACUAUAGUCUUACUAGUAUGGACCUCCAGAGAAUAUCGUCACAUAAUAACCUAUAGGGGACCAAAUAUUGACAAUGCCUUACGUCCCCAUGUAGCUCAUUGUCAGCUAGGCUUAGAAUAGCCGGCCAUUCCCCUGUCCUGUUAUUAUUCAGAAUUAAGGGGAACAUGAUGUCCCUCUUGCUUCAGGGAAACUGGACUGUUUGCUGAAGUCUAGUUAUUCUUAAAAUAAUUAGAAAUAACUUUUUAACAGCACUGUAAUUGUUUGUAAUAAUUUGUAAUUGCAAUUGUGAUGCAAUGUUUUCAAGGGUUGAUGCAAGAGGCAGCCUUUGCUGAAGUUUGGCCAAACUGAAUCUUGCGUUUUUUUAAACACCCUUGUGUUUAAACAAUGUUAUUAUUUCUUUUGAGUGACAGCUGUGGAGGAUUUUAAUUGUGAACACUUCAGAAUGCAGGGGCCAAAGAAAACUGUGUGCCAUGCAAACGAGUCUUUCAGCUUUGGGUUUUCACUUACUGCAUGUUAACCUUAAAUGACCACUGCUUUCCUAUUCAACGGUUUCCAUUCUGCAUGGGAAAGUGAAUCAUUAUUUUACCAGACUGAGAACAGAUCCUGCCAAACAGCACUCCACAUGAGCGGGAACUAAUAGCAAAUGUGAAACGUCCAUUUGUUUUGUCUGCGUAGUAGGAACAGGAACCAUUUUUGAAAACUAGGUUCUUCUAGUUUCACACAGGAAGUAAGAACUAACACAGUGAACCUUGUGCAGUACCCUCCAAAUCAAAUGAAUUGCUCUGAAUAAAUCAAGUCUACUUAUGCACCAAAAAAUGAAAAAUAUUUGUACAGGAAAUGUUUUUUGUUUCUGACAAGACUUUUUUAAUAGUGAGUGUUUUUAAGCUGUGUUGGGUUAAGGGUUUUUCCUAUGCUUGUUAGACAGAUAAAGGAAGGCAUGUGCAUCACUAAGAAUGCCUCUCUUUGACACGGUUUUCUUAUUUUCAUGUAAUCUCUCAACCACUGGAUUGCUUUAAUCUGUAGUUCAUCCAGUGCAACAUGCUUAUUUUCCUGAAGGUGUAGUUGAACUUAUUUGCAGCAGUGACCUCUGACCCCAGCAGAAGGUCCAGAAAAUAGUUUAAUCGGAUUAGUCUUUCAUGUGCCUUUGUCCAGAUGGCUCAAUAAAUUAGCUCACUGUUAGAGUAAUAUAUAUAUAUAUUUAUUUAUAUACUGUGCUAGGUCAUCUUAUUGUCACUUUGAAGUUGUGUGCAUAGUGCUAAAGUAUUACUCCGUUGAAUAACACCACCUUGUAAAAUACUCUUGUGGGAAUACAUAUUCUUGAAGGAAAUUCGCCCUUACUUUACGGAGAGGUCUUGGGUUUUCUGCUUGUGCUCACGGUGAUGUGAAGAGAGUAUAUGUCACGGUGUAUUUGGAGAUAUAUUUCUGUGGAGGUUCUGGGGGGGGGGGGGGGGGCGGUGGGGGGAGUGUGCUUCAUCCAUUCUAAUAAAUCUCUCACAGACAAAAUUAGGACAAUGUGCCACUCCCUUCUUCUGACAAUGAAAAUCAUUCAGCCAAAUGAUUCAUCGAUCUUGAUGUGAAUCCACACAUCUAAAUCCCCAGGAACUACAUUCAACAUAAACAUGAUCAAAAGUGGUUAUUUCCAUUUAGGAUUGUCACUCAAGUAAGAUUUAUUACAGUUGCCUGCGACUUGCUUGCUUUUUGGGGGUUCGGUUCUGGUUUUUGUCAAAUUUGCCUUUUUGUUUCCCCUGUAAAACGUCUUUGUAACACUGUCUCUGUAAAAAAGCGCUAUACAAAUAAAACUGAACUGAGUAGA
Messenger RNA from Anguilla rostrata (American eel), 8156 nucleotides. Its product is annotated as F-box only protein 41-like. The coding region runs from base 649 to 3300 and encodes 883 amino acids. Gene Ontology annotation, molecular function: protein binding. The record is from RefSeq and is a predicted model, not a curated record. The transcript is spliced from 13 exons. NCBI's taxonomy places the organism in Eukaryota, Metazoa, Chordata, Actinopteri, Anguilliformes, Anguillidae.